CAUACUCGCUGUGUGCUGUAGCUGCCCCUAAUCCCAUCAACAACAUAAACAUGUCCGCCAGUUGGCUCAAGAGUUUGUUCAAUUUGAGCAUUUCCAGUACAGCCGGCGGCUCUUCCAUAACCGGUGGCUCCUCUCUCCUCUCCAAUAGUACAAUUGGAUGGAUGACUACCGUACGUAAUGCUAGCAAGAAGGCAAGUGGUAGCAGUAGAAAUAAACCAGGUCGACCAAGAGGCAAACACCGUGGCAUCAAGAAGAGGGAUGGUACAUGGGUCACAAAAGGAACAAUACUCGUCAGACAGCUUGGACUUCUUUUUCAUCCUGGUCUAAAUGUUGGAAUUGGAUCAGAUAAAACUCUCUUUGCUAGAGAACAUGGGAAAGUUGUGAUGACAACAGAGAAGAUGAAUCCGAACUGGGAUCACAGUUUUAUAAAACGAUUCUAUCCUGAUCUUCAAAAUCAAGAUGUGCCUAUUUACAAAACCUAUUUUCAUAUUUUGGCUGAGUCACCAAAACAGACAUUCAAACUUGUUGAUCAAAUAUAAACGAAGAUGUAUAAGGAUUCAAUGUAUAUACUGUACUGUACCGUAGUUCAGUUUUGUAAAAAUACAAUGACUGAAAUAA
Procambarus clarkii (red swamp crayfish) is the source of this 618-nucleotide messenger RNA. RefSeq names its product mitochondrial ribosomal protein L27 (gene mRpL27). NCBI's taxonomy places the organism in Eukaryota, Metazoa, Arthropoda, Malacostraca, Decapoda, Cambaridae. Gene Ontology annotation, cellular component: mitochondrial large ribosomal subunit; ribosome. Gene Ontology annotation, biological process: translation. Gene Ontology annotation, molecular function: structural constituent of ribosome. The record is from RefSeq and is a predicted model, not a curated record.